AUGUCCUUGAGACAAAUAUUGAGCGUGCCCGCAGUACCGAAAUCCAAUUUUGAUGUUUUCAAAUCCAGAGAAGAAUAUAUUCAAUUGGCUGAAAACUACAUUCGAAAUCGUAAACCAUUUAAUUACAAAGUCUAUCGUCCAUAUGUGGCAGAUUUCAAGCCAACAAUUCCUGUAUAUGGUAAAGAUUAUGUUGGUAACAUAUUGGAUUCGAUAAAGUGGUUCAAUAUGAAACCAACAACAGAGGGGCCAAAUGGGUCAUUACAAUCAACGGCUUCCAGUGUGGUUACGGAAGUGAGUAAUGCGGAUCAAGAGAACUCAACAAUAAUUCCUAUUUCGGAACAUACUUCUGAUGCGAUAUCACAGGAAUCCACAACAGAAGCAUUCAUUGAAACCACAACGAGCCAUUACGAAAAUUCAACAGACGUGGAUCCUUCCAGCUCUUCAGACUUGCAUAAAAAUGCAGCUAUAAAUAGUUCAAGAAUAGAUACCACCACCAUGGUUCCAUUGUCAGGUCUAAACACAGAGACAACUACGGAAAGUAUUUAUACGUCCUCAGAAAUAAAUGAAGAGAAUACCACCAACGAAAUUGCAAUUGAGGACUCCACUAUUCCGAAUAGAGACCAAACAACCGAACGUUUGAUUGAAACAACCACAAAUGGAUUAGAGACCUUAACAACAUCCAACACUUCUUGGUGGGAGGAAAAUCUAACAACAGAGAAAAAUUCGGACAAUGGGGCCUACGAUUACUCUUCAACUCCUGAUAGUUCCUCUACAGAAGGACAAAUACUGGAAACCACUACAUAUACAAGUGGUAGUAUCACCAUCGAUGAAUUUGAUUCCACAACCGAAACAGGUUCCUCUACAAACUAUCUUUUCGAUUCCACAACCCCAAAAGAUUUAACCAUCUUCACAACCGAAAUGAAUUUUGUUACGACCACCGAGUUCGAUGUCACAACAGCAACCUACAAAGAAGUGCCAACAACAACAUAUACUCCUGAAAAAGUUACGACGAUUUCAGAAACAAUACCUAUUUUGGAUCAUGAUGUUGGGACCACAGAAAAAGACGAUUUUUAUUUGACCACUGAAUCAACGUCUACAGAAAAUUCUGUUGAUGAGACGACGGAUUCAAAUAUCGCAACGGAAUUUACCACUUCUCACGUAUCUCCAGAUUCAACCACGGAUUUUACCACUGAAUCAAUGUCAACAGAAAAUUCUGUUUAUGAGACGACGGAUUCAAAUCUGGCAACGGAAUUUACCACUUCUCACGUAUCUUCGGAUUCAACCACAGAAAAUAAUACAGAAGAGACCACGCACACAUAUCCCUUGACGGAGAAUUUUACUGAGAACGUGGGAUUUCAGGAAACCACUACCAUAAAAACGUCGAUAGAAAAUUCUCAAGAUGAAACCACAGGGACACCCGAACGGUUUUCAGAGAUUACAUCCACUACAGAAGCUCUGGAGUCUACAACUGUGAAAACUGCAUCAAUAAAUGUUGAUGAAGCCACUGAGUCAACAAACGAUUAUACGACAGAAAGCGGAACACAAGAAUCAUUGGACUUAGAAGUAACCACCGAAUCGGAGCCACAAACUGAAGCUCAAUAUACUACCACCCAAAAUCCCCAGAAUAUAUUUUCAACAACAACAGAGUCUUCAGAAAAUACUACUACUGGACGUCCCAUCGAAGAUUCAGAUGAACUCACCACCGAAUCUUUAGAAUAUUCUACAACAGAAAAACUUACAGAGACGGAAAUUCCAUUGAAUGAAGAUAAUACCACAGAAGAAAUAAUCACUGAGAUCACAACAAUACCGAGCAUCGAUCAUACUACAACGGCAAAUAACAAAGAUUUCACCACAGAGGCAACCCAAGUUGAGGUCUCAAAUAAUUCACUCAAUAACAAUUCAGCAAUGGACAUAAAUAACAAUUUCAGCACAAAAGAGACAACAACUGAAAGCACAACCGCCUCCAUUGUCGAUAUAUCUACAACGGAAAUGAACGAAGAUCUCACCACAGAGGAAACACAACCUGAGACAUCAACAAGCGAUAUUAUUGAGAGCACAACCAAUUCCGUAGUUGACAGUGCAGCAACGAACAUAAAUUACGAUUUCAGCACAGAAAAAAUAUUUACUGAGAGUACACCAUUCUCCAUUGUCGAUAUAUCAACAACAAAUAUAAAUAUAGAUCUCACCACAGAGAUGACUCUUUCAGAAAGUUCAACGAAUUCAAUAACUGAAAACGACAUGCAUCAAAAAGAAGAAAUCACUGAGAGCACAUCAUCCUCCUUUAUUUCUACAACGGAUAUUAAUGAAGAUAUCUCCACAGAGCAGACGCUCUCUGAAUCAACAACAACUUCCCUGAUCGAAAAAUCUACAACGGCAACAAAUGAAGAGCAAACCACACAACAGCCAACAUUUUAUGAGAGCACAACAGAUUCCGUUAUUGAUUUCUCUACAACGGACAUAAAUGAACAUUUCACCACCGAAUUAAUAACAACAAAUGAGAAACAAAAUUCUACUGAAAUCACCACAAAUCCCACUGACACAACAACGCAAUCUAUCCUCAACCUUGACGAAAAUAAUUCAGAAUCAGAAAUCGAUCAAACCAUAACAGAAACCACAACUUUGAGUGAAAGUUUGUCCACGCCAAAAGAAAAAUCCUCACGAUCAUUGUCCAUGGAACCCCGACAUCGGAAACCAAAGACUUUUGAAUAUUUUGCUGAUAUGAUGCCAGCAUUAGAAUAG
Musca domestica (house fly) is the source of this 2739-nucleotide messenger RNA. Its product is annotated as serine-rich adhesin for platelets-like. The transcript has a single exon. NCBI's taxonomy places the organism in Eukaryota, Metazoa, Arthropoda, Insecta, Diptera, Muscidae. The coding region runs from base 1 to 2739 and encodes 912 amino acids. The record is from RefSeq and is a predicted model, not a curated record.